UAAACACAAUAGCCUCUCCAAUUUGUCAAUUAUCCAAUGGUAUCGUAUCGCUCGAACAUCUUACACUGAUUAAGUUAUUUCUAAGCAAGUACCUAAGUAGUAACUUCACAUAUCACGCUAGUUACACUGACGAAAAAUGGCUUCAGUCCGAUCUGAAGCAAAAACCCUAUCAUCUUCGCAUACAAUAAUUGCUAGUUCUUCAACUAGUCAUGCCACAUCGUUUUCCAUACCAGUAGUUUCCACUAUACAAAGACUUUUAUGGAUAGGCAAUUUGUUGUAUUACCAGCUACUUGCGAUUCUUACAGCUGUUAUGCUAUGGGUGUUUUUCGUGAAUACCGACUUAAAUCGACCUAUAUUAUGGCAUAUGGUUUUUUCCACCAUUUCGUAUAUCCCUCUAAUGGCUGUUGCCAUAAUCGCCUUUUCCCAAGAUAAUUUGCCUACCCUGUAUAUAAGCAGAGUGAGAAUAUAUGUGAUCCAUGGGGUUCUACUGACAAUAAGCUGCCUUGGGGUAACAAUAGGAAUAGCGGUGAAAAUCAACGAUAAUAUUAAAAAUGGUUCGAAACACUUUCAAAGCAACCAUGCUAUUUUAGGUUUGACUUCCUGGUUAUUGGUGUUUUGUGCGGUGUGUUUUGGAAUUGUGGCUCAGAACACGCAAAAUUUCGCAAAGUACAUCAAACCAGUGCUGGCCAAGCUGAUCCAUAACGUGUUGGGAAUAAGCGCUUUUACCUUGGGCGUGGUUUCCAUUAUGGUCAUGUAUCCGUCCCAUCACUACGUACAUUUUCUCCCAAAAAGUGCCUAUUAUGCCAGUUUUCUCAUUGCUGGAUACAUAAUAAUAUGGAGCCUGUUAGCGGCAUUUAGAUCGCUCUAUUUUCAAAUCAAAUCUCUGGCAUUCUAAGCAAAUGCCCGUAAGUCUGUUAGAAUGUAUCUUUUAAUAAAAAAAAUGUUAUUAUCACCAAAACUGCAUAUUUGAAAAAUGUACAAAUUCUCAUAAUUUUAAUGCGGAAAGUUAAACCACCGCCUGAACAUUUAUUUGGAUAAAGGAGCCAGCAAACAGUUUACAAAGAAUAAUUUGCUAUUUUGAUAUCAUAUAGAUAUGACAAAUAGUGAAGUGUUUCUCUAAAACACUUCACACUACGGUAAUCUAAAAAAUCAUUAUCAGUGGUAUCAUUUGAACGUAUUUCUGUUGUAAUGACUUGAACAUUUUUAUCUCCAAAAUAUAAAAGAAAGAGAUAGUUUAAAAAUAUAAAACGCCAAAUUUAUAAAAAUUAAUCGUUUAAAAUUGUUUUAGUGGCUUUAUAUAUUUAAGAUUUCUUAAUUCUGGUUACGCUAUUUUCGUGUUGUUGAUGGCGCUCUCGCCUUUUUGAUUGAUUUAAUUUGAAAGGAUUUAUGAUAACAAUUUAACUGUUUUCAUUGGUAGUACCUUUUGAAACUAUCUUUUAGAUAUUCCAUGUAUAAUUAUUUAUAUUUUCUGAUUUGCUUGUUUCUAUUGGCAAUUUUAGCUUUGUUUGUUUGUUACCUAUUGAAAAUGCUCUUCAUGUUUUUCUCGUUAUUUCGAUGAAAAGUUCCUUGAUGGAAGUUAUUGCUAAAAAUUUACUAUUGAUCUGCGACGUACAUCUAUUUUAAUUUUUGUUUAAAAUACAUUUUAGGAUCCACUCUUGUAAUUAGCUUUAACUGUUUACGUAUCUCUAUGUUAAUACAAGUUUUUUUAAUACAAA
Messenger RNA from Dendroctonus ponderosae (mountain pine beetle), 1715 nucleotides. RefSeq lists its product as uncharacterized. Gene Ontology annotation, molecular function: transmembrane monodehydroascorbate reductase activity. The transcript has 3 exons. The coding region runs from base 137 to 895 and encodes 252 amino acids. The record is from RefSeq and is a predicted model, not a curated record. NCBI's taxonomy places the organism in Eukaryota, Metazoa, Arthropoda, Insecta, Coleoptera, Curculionidae.